Molecule: messenger RNA, 270 nt
Organism: Ostreococcus lucimarinus CCE9901
Lineage: Eukaryota; Viridiplantae; Chlorophyta; Mamiellophyceae; Mamiellales; Bathycoccaceae
Gene: PRPS17
Product: Plastid ribosomal protein S17 small ribosomal subunit
Exons: 1
Biological process (GO): translation
Cellular component (GO): ribosome; mitochondrion
Molecular function (GO): structural constituent of ribosome
Source: RefSeq, a predicted model, not a curated record
AUGAAGGAGCUCGUCGGGCGCGUGGCGUCGAAUAAGAUGAUGAAGACGGUCACCGUCGUCGUCGAGCGGUUGUUCAGGCACCCGCGGUUCAAGCGCUACGUCAGGGCGAGGAAAAAGUACGCGGCGCACGACGAGGAGAAUCGAUGCAACCCGGGGGAUUUGGUGCGGCUGCGACACUCGAGACCGCUGAGCAAGACGAAGCGGUGGGUCGUGGACGAGAUCGUGCGAAGAGAGCGGCAGUUCGAUCGGGAGGCGGUGAACGCGGCGGUG